Drosophila yakuba is the source of this 1806-nucleotide messenger RNA. RefSeq lists its product as uncharacterized. The transcript has a single exon. Lineage: Eukaryota; Metazoa; Arthropoda; Insecta; Diptera; Drosophilidae. The record is from RefSeq and is a predicted model, not a curated record. Bases 526 to 672 code for a protein of 48 amino acids.
GGUCGGUUGGGCGGGAGGUGUGGCCGUGGGAUUCGCGCGACAUAAAAAAAAAAAAAAAAAAAUUAUGUAAAAUAUUGGAUAAUGACUGUCGUCUCACAAAAUCGCAAAAUGGAUGUGGAAACAAAAAUGCGGUGGAAAUUGACGUACCAAACGCAAAUUGGUUGCCUAAUUGGUCUUAUUUAAUGCCACCAAAUUCUUAUUUGUGGCCACAAUCCUGAAUUCGAAAUGACAAAUCCAAUUUAGUUGUCUAAUUUUUUUCCACCCAACCGUCAUCAUGGUGAUUUAAUUCCAAUGAGUUAAAAUUGUGUCAAUUGCGUAUGAAAACUUACGCGUUGGGCUCACUUGCGCAUUAAAGGCCUUAAAGGUUUCAUUUGGCAAUGGGCUUCUAAGCUGUGCAAAUGUUUAUUUCUGCGAUUCAGGUCAAGACAUUUGACCAGGUUGCAUCUGAUCAAAUAGAACUAAAGCAACCCGAGCUCCUAUAAAUUUGCGAUCAAUCCGACAGCUUGCGAACUUUAAUUUGCAACUAUGAAUAUCUCAGUGCUGUGGCUCUACCUGGUCCUUGUGUCCGCCCUGCUAAUCUUCUCAGUGCCCUCUGUCGAGUCCACCUUCCUUCUGUGGGCCUGUUUGUACCGGCUGGAGAUCUGCCCCUUUAAGACCACCACCACCAAAUGAAAAUAAUAUUUUCACUAAAGAUUAUUCCAACGGUCAAUAAAGAAACAAAUCAAAAAUAUUUUGAACAUUCUUAAAAUUCUUCGUCCGAAGUCCAGUGUUUUUACAAUCAACGAUACGGCUGAUUCCAUAAAGAUACAUCAUCCUCUGACCUGAAUCCAGCUAUUGGCGUAUCCUAUCCUUUGUGCGGUAUGCUUGGCUGGUUGCGUAAUUAAAAGCCAAAGUUAUCAGGCAAGUGUUAGUUUGUCAUUAGUUACUUGCACUAAUUAGGUGUAAAGCUCCUUCGGCGGCUUUUAUUUUUUCGGCUGUCAGUACGUGUCCUGGUUUGGCAACUCCAAAGAGAAACUUCCGCUUAGAUCACGUCGUUUUGGGUCAUUUAAGCGAGUUUCCGAGCCCUGCAGGGUGCGGUCGGAUUCAAUAAGUUAACUUUCGUUACGAGUAUAUCUCAAUUAGUCAAAGAGAACUCAAACAAAGUUCACGCUUCGGUACUUACCUGUUCAGAGAAAAAAAAUUGUAACUUUGCGAGAACGAAACAUUUUUGCAGCUCUUACAAUCACGAAUCUACGUAUUUAGGUGGCACUGAUAAUAAUAAUAACUUUAUGUAAAGAUUGUAAGCAAGUUCGUUGCUAAAUGUUUAUGACACUUCAUAUUUAAAAUUCAAAGUCAAUAUUGGUUUACCGUAAAGCAGAUCAUUACAGAGCUAUAAUAUAAUAUAAUAUUAGCGCUCUGACAUUCAACUUUAUAUUAAUGGAUUACGAACGACUCGCCAAAAUUUAAUUCUUUCACAAUUUAAACCCAGUAACGGUCUGUCCCAAUUGCGGCCAAGUUGUAUGUACGUUUAGAAUGUAAAAAUGGUUUUUGGAGACGGAGAUUUUUUUUAGAUGCAGAAGGGUUUUUCAAGUACUCCGAAAUGGCUAGAUGUGUUUAUUAAAAGAUUUUCCUUUUUGAAUUAUUAUUUUACGAAAUGUGGUAUCAACAAAUUGCCUGAUUAUUAUAAUCAUAACACAGACUUUUUUAAGGUUUUUCAUGUUUUUAUAAAGAUUGUCAAAACAGAGUGCAAGUCUGUUUCAAUUGUUAUUUUAAAACAAGAGAGAACGUAUAGUCGAGUUCCCCGACUAUCUGAUACCCGUUACUCAG